CUAGGAAGGUGCGCAUGGUGAACUACAAAUCCCAGAAACAUUUUCACGUACUGUGUGGUCUGUCGCCAUUGACUGGAACUUGGAAAAGUUCGCAGAAAGACCAGAUUUUGAUUUAUUUUUGAGUGGUGUCUGCGUUUAUCCAUCCGAGAUCCUUAAAUGCGCUGACUGGAAAAACAGGGCUCAAGCGGCCUCCCUUUGUUUCCUCUAAAACCGCUGGGGAAACCAGAGAGCUGCUCGGCCUUUCCAUCUGGCACACAACAGUCUACCCCAAACCAUCUUCACUCUCGAACCACAACACCGUCUAAGGAAAUAGGCAGACACCUCACUGACCACUGUGCGAUGAUUCCAAGGAAUACUUUAACAAAACUCACCUAUGUCGACACAGCAAGCUCAAACCUCAUUGACGUAUCCAACUCAGCUGUAGGUACUCGCAGGGCGUGUAAGCCACAAAGCUUCACUCUCAGACGGAAAUUUAGAGCACAGCAUGGAACAGAGUCUGAUCAGGAACGUGAUCCGCAAACAAUGCCUCAGCGCUUCAACAGACCUAACACAAAACCCAGAGAACAGUCACAGUUGGCACAAGGAGCACCACAGAAGGAGCACUUCGAUCAGAAGUCUCAUUUGGAUUAUGGCAGAAUGCGGCGGAGUCAAAGCACAGACAGAUGUCAGUCCGUGACGGCCGGUGAGGGUCCCAUGUCGUCGGAUAAUGUGUCCACACAGCCACCACUUCCGGGUUUCCGGCCGGUGGAGAAUGAGGGCGGAGAUAACAACAUGGCCGACACAGACCGCAAUCAGUCUGGCCAAGCCAACGCUGACGACAGCGAAGGCGGAUCUCCCGAGGGACGUUUGACAGACGAAGAUGGCGAGGCCGAGGAAGAAUGCUGCUACAAUUUCCCGGAUAGCUUGUUGAGCACGGGUUCCGUGGGCUGGUUCAUUGUGUGCAUCAUUCUGCUCACCAUGGUCGUCAGCAUAGCGGUGACCAUCACCGACAAGAGCCUCUGCUUCUACCCGCUGCCCGUGUAUCUGAAAGGAUGGGGAGGAGGUACUGGUGCAGGGGCCGGAGAUUCUGAGAUAGCUGGUGAUGGUUGCGGGGGUUAUGGAGAUGAUAACAGAGCUGGCUGUUUCGGGGAUAGCGGAGAUGCUAAGAGAACAGAUGGUUACGGGGGCAAUGGAGAUGAUGACGGUUACAGCGGAAGUGCUGGUGGUCGGCAAGGCCUCGGCGGAAGUGCUGAUGGCUACAACUACAAAGACCGAGGCGGAAGUACUGGUGGAUAUAGAGGUCACGGUAGAAGUGCUGGCGGCGCUGGUAAUGGUGGACCUUUUGGUUACGAUUACGAUACCAGGCCAGAUAAAACUCAUGGCUGGCGGAGUCAAAGGCCAUGGCAGACGCGGAAAGCGCCUAAGUGCAGAAAUGGGUAGAGGCUCAGCCCUUGCCGGAAAUAUUGGAAAAGCAAAAAAAUAUAAAAUAUAACGUAUAUGAUCUCUACAGAUGUGACCAACUGAUUAAUUGAGCACCCAUGGAGCUGUGUUAAUGGGCGUAUACCGCUACAAUUAACACAUUAUUUUAUUCUUCCGAUUCCCCACUGUCCAUUUGAAGCUUAGUGAACAAAAGAACAGAUAGUUGAAUAAUUAAUGCUAACAAAUUACCAUCAAAUAAACCAUUAGGAAAAAAAAGCGCCUGUGUCGUAGUAAUAAGCGCAAACAUCCCCCC
Messenger RNA from Aplysia californica (California sea hare), 1711 nucleotides. RefSeq names its product guanyl-specific ribonuclease pgl-1. The transcript is spliced from 7 exons. Lineage: Eukaryota; Metazoa; Mollusca; Gastropoda; Aplysiida; Aplysiidae. The record is from RefSeq and is a predicted model, not a curated record. The coding region runs from base 340 to 1419 and encodes 359 amino acids.